GUCGAGUUCGCGGCCGACACGUUCAAACUGGACGUCCUGGAGAUGGGCCGGUCGGGCGCCCAGUCCGUCAGAACACAGGGGAACCUACCCUUCAUGUGCGAGGAGGUGGACGCCGCCGAUCCCAUCACAUUCACCACACGUGACUCGUUUCUGGAGCUCCCGCGCUGGGAGUCGGCCCGGGCCGGCACACUGGCCCUCAAAAUACGUACCAACGAACCCAACGGCGUACUGGUGUACAACUCGGGCGCCGACAACGGGGGCGGCCAGUCGUCCGACUUCGUGGCCUUCGAGCUGCUCGACGGACACAUCUAUCUGUUGAUGAACUUGGGCUCCGGGAGCGUGAAAGUGAAGGCCACGCAGCGUAGGGUCGACGACGGCCACUGGCACGCCGUGUCGCUGAGUAGGACGGGUCGCACCGGUAGGGUGGCUGUCGACGAGAGUUCCGUGGAUUUUAUAUCUCCCGGCGCCAGCAAUCAACUGGAUCUGGAGGGCCCGCUGUUUAUCGGUAGUGUCGGCACACAAUCGCCAGAAUCGCUGCAAAAGGAUAAGACUCUGCCGUCGGAGCUGUGGUCCGGGAGCUUGAAAUACGGGUUCGUGGGCUGUAUUAGGGAUCUGGUGGUGAACGGGGAUGUCGUCGAUAUCGCGGCGUUUGCAAAAAGGCAGGACUCCGGCAGUAUUAGGCCGGCCUGUCAUACGUCGGGCCCCCAGUGCGACGCCCAUCCCUGUAUGAACGCUGGCGCCUGUAUUGAGGGCUGGAAUCGGUUUACGUGCGACUGUUCCCAGACGUCGUUCACGGGUCCCGUCUGUGCCAAAGAGUCAACAUCCCUGCACUUCAACGGCCAUCAGUUCAUGACAAUAGCCCUCCCGGAGGAGAGUGUGACUCAGGCCGAGCUCAUACACGUCCGGUUCCGCACCUCCCACCCCAACGGCCUCAUUAUGACCACCACAUCGCACGACAAAUCCCAGAGCCAUCUGACUGUCGCGCUGGAGUCGAGUCGGGCUAAAGUGUCCCUCAAUCUGGGCGAAGGGGUUCGGGUGCUCCACAUCGGGCACAGCCUUAACGACGAUUUGUGGCACUCAUUGAGGAUUGAGAGGAGGGGCCCCUCCAUUGAGGUGCGGCUCGACAAACAGCAACAAAUGGCUGAACUUACGGGACAGUUGAUUACACUACAUAUCGGGGUCAUCCAUAUCGGUGCCCACGCAGUAGAUCCUAAGUCGCACCACCACUCGACCGGCCAUCACUACUCCUCGAAAGACGUGCCAAACUUCGUGGGACUGAUGCAGAGCUUCGUGUGGAACGGGAACGCCUACUUCGAGAUGGCCCGGGAUGGACAGAUAGCCAGCGUCAACGUGACGGCCAAAGUGGGCAAAAAGGAGCGGGUGGUCCACCAUCCCGUCACCUUCAAGUCGCGGCACACGUUCAUCGGCUUAUCCCAACUGAAGGCCUACUCCACAAUGAAUCUGUACUUUCAGUUCAAAACACUGGAAUCGGACGGCAUAUUGCUGUACAACGGCGGCAAGAAUCAGGACUUCCUGGCCGUGGAGCUGGAGGCCGGGCACGUGAACUACGUGUUCAACUUGGGCGACGGCGCCCGCAAAGUGCGCUCAAACACCCGGCAAACCCUCAACGACAACCGCUGGCACGCCAUCACCAUCGGCCGGCCGUCCCUACGCCAGCACACGCUUAUGGUGGACGACGCGUUGGCCACCGUGGCGUCCACCGGCGCCAACGUGCACCUGGAUCUCGAGGGUCUACUGUUUUUGGGCGGUGUGCGCACCGAUAUGUACGACGCGUUGCCUAAAAUGAUUCAAUCGAGGCAUGGCUUCGAGGGGUGUAUAGCGUCGCUCGACUUAAACGGGGAGACCAUCGACCCGUCCGGCGCCGACGCCCUCAUACCCAGCACUUUGGUGGCCAGUGGCUGCUCGGGACCGCUAUGCCUGCGAUUGCGAUAUGACCUCCUAUUCCGGGCCCACCUGUGCUGA
Messenger RNA from Oppiella nova, 1983 nucleotides. Lineage: Eukaryota; Metazoa; Arthropoda; Arachnida; Sarcoptiformes; Oppiidae. The record is from the annotation of a GenBank genome assembly.